UUUCCGUACAAAGUCGAUUCUUAAAGAAAACAUGCACAAACAAUAUCUUUUAUACAUAAACAAUGCAUCAAAAUAUUGUAAAUAGACGGUCGACCGUUCAUGAAACGCUGCUUUUGAUCUUGUUAUGUACCUCGAUUUUGUACGAUGCAGGACGGUAUUUAGUUAACAAGUAAACACAAUCAAAGAUGGAGUCCAACAUCAAUUAAGACAGUUAUUGGUGUGCUUAAUUUAUGUAUUUCCUCGUUAUUGUGUUCGGAUACAGGAAACUUAAAAGCUUAUCAGCCGGGAUAUAGAAAUACCUCGGAAAUAAUGCUAACUUGAAUGUGCACAGUGCUAAGCGUCGUGAAAAACUGAAUGAAUUGUGUGUUCAUGGAAGCUUUUUUUACUUUAGAAGAAAGACAGUGAAACUUGUGAAGUUGCGUGUUGUGUGAAACUGUGUAAAACACUUCGGUGCUGUGUCUUAUUAUAUUCACGUGUUUUAUUUUUAAAAUUGUUUUAGAUAUCACUUCUUAUUCAAUUAAAUAGUAAUCUACAUGAAUGCAUCACCUUUCUAAUAUCUGCCAACAAUUCAUAGACAUAGGUGUUAUAGGGCAGGAUUUUAUGGAAUGGCUUAAUGAAAUGAGGAAGGACUCCAGUCACCAUGUUUUGCUCAGCUUAUAAAUACUGCAGCAUAUACAAUGAAGUGACGCUAUAACGGAGUUAUUAUUGUUUUAUGGAAUUGGAAAUGUCUAGAUAACAAUGCAUUUGUUGCAGACUUGUGUAUUGUGCACAUUUCUGUCAAUAGUGUUGUUCAGUGGAUAUAUUCCGAGAGCGUUGGGCUGUGCCCUAGGAUGUACCUGCACAACCAUACCACGUGAAAAUGAAGCAGUUGGAGACGAGGAAGAUGGGGACCUGUCCAAUGUCGAGGACGGCGAGGGCGAUGAGUUUGCCUCGACACAUGCAACCCGGGGACGGAAAGUGUCCUGCUCCAACAACCCUUACCCUUUUGCAUCGAUUGAUGAUGUCAAACAAGCAAUAACAAUACCAUUGGAUACAAUUUAUUUGGAUUUAAGCAAGAAUGAGAUCACCAUCAUCAAGAAAGCCAGUUUCAGUACGCUGUCGUAUUUACAGAGAUUGGACCUGAGUGAGAACCAGAUCAGCCUGAUAGAGCCCGGGGCCUUCGAGGGACUCAGCCAGCUACAGAGGCUGGAUUUGUCUAAGAACAAGCUGGGCAGUGUCAACAGCAGCAUUUUCACGGGUUUACCAAAACUUGAAAAACUAGUCCUGUCUUUCAACAAGCUGAACACAGUACCUGAUGGAACAUUCAAUGAGUUGCCUUCCCUUAAAAGAUUGGAUUUCCAGUCAGACUAUCUGCGGUGUGACUGUCACCUCCAGUGGAUUGUGAACUGGAGUAAGGACAGAAAGGUCAAGAUUCGCUCCAGUACGAUGUGUGCAGUGCCUCGUGACCUUCAGGGGUCACCUGUGAAGAAACUCAAGAGGAAGGAUCUGCACUGCGAUCGCCCCCUGGAGCUCCCGUUCUUCGAGAUUGUUCCAGGGACCAAUCAGAUCGUCUUCGAGGGCGACAAGAUCCCGCUGGAAUGCCAGGCAGCCAUCGUUGACCCAAAGACUCAGAUGUUCUGGUUGCGCCGCAACCGGGUGGUGGAGACUAACCGGUCGCAGGAGAUAUUUGUGCACACGCGCCGAUCGCCCGACAAUACGAUGAUGAUGCACUCUCUGGUGCUUGUGGAUCUGAAAAAAGAGAACUCUGGAGAAUGGGACUGCCUGGUGUCUACACCACAGGGCAAUGUUUCAAAGACAGUGUUUCUACGGGUGAUAAACAGCCAGGCCACACAAUGCGAAAAGAACACAACGAAGACCAACAAGGGCUUGUACAUCUGGAAAGAGACCGUGGCUGGUCUCACCGUGGACCAGCCGUGUAAACUCGGGGAAGGCAAGGUUACACAUCACUGUGAUAGCAGCGGGCAUUGGUCGGAUCUGAACCUGGCAGCGUGUGAGUUUACAAACGAGCUCACACGGAAACUGCAGACACUGGCUGAGGACACAAACUCUUCCAAGAUUCUUGCUGAUGCGCGGGCCCUGGAGCGUUUGGUGUCUGCCCCAUUCAGGAAUGAUGAAGACCCUCUCUCUACUAUCAACUCGGAGUAUGUGGACUUCGCCUCUCUUACCAUCUACCGGCUCAGUCAGCACGCAGACCUCGGAGAAGAGAUUGUUAAGUCAGUGCUCUUGAGUGCCAGCCGCAUCAUGAACAUUAGCACCAGCAUUCUGAAUGAGGCACAGAGGAAGACAAAGUCCCUUACAAGAAUAUCACAGGCAGUAGAAAGCAUACCGAGGCAGGUAGCCAGCAAAGACAAGUAUAGCCAGUCGUCCCAGCUGAUCAUCAUCGAAACACGCUCGUUUCCACGCCAACAGUUUCCGGGAAUGCAGUGCUCCAGACUGGACCUCAAACUGGACAUGACUGUGAACAAGUUGGUGCAGGAUCCGCCUGGUUUUGUGUUUGUCUGCAACCAGCCCAGCAACACGGAUACGUUCUCGUAUCUGGAUACGGAUCCGCUUACAUCAGUCCUGGUUCCAAAGUCCAUCUUAAGAAAUCCCACACCAACAGUCACGACUGAGGACAACAUAACCACAACAACCCGCGCCCCCGACAACAGUAGGCUCACCUUUCAGUUCAUCUGGUAUGCAAAUGCCAACCUGUUUCCCAUGACAACGAGUCACCAUGACGACCCAGUGCUGAGAGGAAAGACCUGGGUGGUGAUCUCCGCAGUACUGUCAGUGUCACUGUUGGACAGCGUAUCUCCUGACCAGACUGCACAACUGAGCCAGUGUCCAACCUGUCUGAGCCCAUUGAGAUCGUGCUUUGAGAUCCCGCCCACUGACAGCGAGCUCACUGCUGCCUACUGGGAUUACACUGCCAACGAUGACAAUGGGGACUGGCGUACGGAUGGCUGCAUCAUCGUAGAUAGGCGUCCCACGCUGGCAACAGUCCACUGUGACCACCUUACAGCUUUUGCAGUUCUCAAGGAUUUGAGCCCUGUGCGCACCAUGGUGUUUCACAUGAUGGCUAUGGUGGUCUACAUAGGCAGCUGUGUAUGCCUGCUCUGUCUCAUGGCUGUAAUCAUCACAUAUGUAUCCUGCUUCAAGUUCUUGAACGUGCCCCGUAAGAUGAAGCACUCGAUCAUCAACAUCUGUCUGAGCCUGCUGCUGCUCAUUAUCGCGUUCACAAUGGGUGUGCAGCGUGUGGACCAUGAGCGUGCGUGCCAGGCUGUGGGGAUCUCGCUACACUACCUCUCCAUGGUCACACUCUUCUGGUUCACUGUCACAGCCAGCAACAUGCUGAAGAAGUUCCGUAAGAAGGAGCACCCCCCUCCACCCCCGAUGGAUGCCAUCAUGCCCAUGCCCCCAAAGCCAAUCAUCCGCUUCUACCUGCUGGCCUGGGGCGUCCCCUCCAUCAUAUGCGGUAUCACCGCGGCCAUCAGCUUUGAGUUCUACAGCGAGAUCAACUUUUGUUUCUUGGACUGGGAGCCUAGCCUGGGAGCAUUCUUUGGCCCGGUGGCCUUCCUCCUGUUGCUGAACGCGAUCUUCUUCCUGCGUACUGCCUGCAUCAUCCACAGCUCUACGGGUCCACUGCUGAACGCCGAGGAACUGCAAGAGCUGCAGAGCAAUGACAUCGAGAUGACGGGGAACACGGACCAGAUUGAGACCCAGUCUAUUGACUCAGAAAUGAGCACGAAGUCGUCUGUGACGAGUAAUAUGGAUUGCGAGAGGCGACCAAUCACACAGUUGCGUGCCUUAGCAUUGUGUCUGAUUUUGUUCAUUUUUACUUGGAUGUUUGGUGCUAUAACUGUUGCCAAGCCUUUUACGGCUUUGCCAUAUCAGGACAUUAUGUUUAGCUACCUUUACGGGAUAUUCUGUGCAAUUCUUGGAUUAUUUAUGUUGAUUUAUUUUUGUCUGACGCGCAAAGACUCGCGGUUGAGCUGGAAGCGCUUUUUCAUGUGCGAACAGCAAGCUGUUUUGAAUGCAGCCCCAGUUAAUGUGAACACUGAGUUGAUGCCUAAUGGGCAUAUUAAUAUGGGCAGUGUGUCGGAUAUAUCGAAAGUGACUUCUGCUGUGGUCUCCAAUCAUGUGAUGACCCAUAUCAUCAAGAGUGAUGAUGAACUGUCUUCCAUUCAUCUAGUCCCUUCUAAACCCACGUCAGCUGUUGAUGGGUCAACGCACAACAACAGCAUAAACGAGGCGUCUGCUGCCAGUUUUUAUAAUCCCAAACAGAAUGGGGUAGCAAAAAAGUUCUGGGAAAAGAAGAACAAGCAUAAUUCGAAACUGCUGAGCAAAGAGAUGACAAAAAGCUUGAAUAUAAAUCACUCUGACAGUGACUUUUCCAGUUCAGAGCACCCUAGGGCAGUUGGUCUUGGGUAUAACAGUGAUCAUGGUAACCCAGGGCAGCAAAGGGCAGAUAUGGAUUCACAGGUGUACACCAAUGGCGGUGAAUCCGAUUGUGCCAGUGCUUUAUCACCCACCGACCCACAGCCUCCCCCCAGUUACAACUCUGUCAUGACCCACCUCUCAGCCACCGCACAGCCUCUAGACAUGUUCUCAGAAGCAUCUUACCAUGGGGGAAAUCCCAACAUGCAUCACUCUCGAACUCACAGCUCAUCAUCUCUGGGCAACCGUAACCAUAGUAGCGCAUUUUCGGUUGUCCCGCCACGGAACAACACUUUACCAAAACAGGGUAUUACCGGUAGACAACCGUCUCACUCCAUGCCUUCGAGUCCAGAACGGGAGAUACAAGAGAACACGGUGUCCGUACUGAGCUCGGUCGCUCGCCUGGGCGAUUUUGACGGCUCCAGUCAGGUGAGCAGCAAUUACAGCCACGAGAGAAUGAGGUCCCCCCGCCCCGGGGAUCCCCAGGUAAUCUCUGGGUACUGCAGCCCAGCACUACAGGGUUCCUUCUACAAGCAAUACGGCCCUAUCGACGGGCAGCCAGCCGUAACCAUGGCGGCACAGCAGAAUCAGACAAACAGGAAUCGGGUGAAUUCUGGUGGAAACAGUUCUGAUAGUAGUAGCAGGCAUAGAAAGCAGAUGGAGAAUAAUUUUAUUCAACAGGUUGAACAGCGAAUACCUCAGGUUGGCUUGGUGGGCAGUCUAAAGCCAGUGAAUCAUUUGAAUGUGAAUGGGGUGAACCAUGUUGUGCACAAGCCUCCCAUUUCGCCAGUUUCAGACAGUGAUAAUAACGGGGAUCGAACGGUUUUCCCAGAUUCAGACAGCCAGGUGAAUUACAAUAAACCUCAAAAACAGACGUCGCGGUCAAUUGACUCGGAUCACAAUUCAGAACCUGCGUCUAAGUCACACAAAAACGGCGGGUCUCGUGUUUCACGUAAAAAUUUGAAGCAAGGAAUGACCAAACAGCGGUCAUUAGAUUGGGACGAGCAGUUUGCUGAUAGUAAAAGUCAGUCUCAUUCAGUGCCAUAUGCAUAUGUUAAUCACAAUUACACAGAACGGGUCUUACAAAAACUCACAGACAUGGCGUUAUCAGAACACAUUGACCCGAAGAGCAAGGCGUUUUGGGUGCCGCGAUCGUCUCGAAGUUACAAUCAGCUUGUGCAAAAGGAGAAGGCGCGGUUGUGUGAGGAUAGCUCAAAUACUAGUUCGGAUGAUGAUGAUGAUGAUGAUGACAGUCUGGACAAUAUCUGGGUGCUUCAAAAGGAGAAGAGAGCUAAGAAAAACAAGAAGGAGACCAGUGUUUAGCAUAUUUUAUUGUACAAAAUGUGUAUGGAAGUGAAAAUGUUGUGGAUGUGCUAAAUUGUGGUUUUGCAUAUUUGUAUCAAGAUUUAUUGUGAUUCAUUUAGCAGGAAAUAUGAUUUACUUGUUCAUAUUGAUUACUAUUUUCGUACCAAUUCUGUGGUAGCCUUUUAUGUUCAUUUUAUUUAUAGAGAACAGGUUUGUUAAUUUCUAUUUAGAAUUUUAUGUUUAAAUUCAUCUUUAGAUAGCAUUAUUAUUGGUACAUAAGUAUUACAUACAUUUUCUGUUUUCAUUUAGACAUUUGGGUAAGUGUAGUAUCAUUCAAAGAAGAUGAUCUUAAGUUAAGUAAUAUAGUUCAUCAAUUUCUCUCCGCUAAGAUUCAGCUGUUGUUGGUUGUUCUUUGUUUGUUUAUUACCAUCUACAAUUUAUAAGACAGAUUUCAAGUAGUCUCUAAUAUUAUUAAUAUGUAUAUUAUUAAUGUGUGUUAUCAUGUAAUUGAGCCGGCCACUGGGAAAACGGGGUUAAAUGCAUGUGCAUAUAGUUUUGUCCCAGAUUAGCCUAUGCAGUCAGCACAUUUUUUUAAAGGAACUCUUUGUAUCAAAAAUCCUGUAUAAGGGGAAAGUGUGAUCCCUGAUAAGCCUGUUGGACUUUACCAGCUAAUCUUGAUGGACACUUAAAGCACAUGCUACACCUGUUGGACUUUACCAGCUAAUCUUGAUGGACACUUAAAGCACAUGCUAAGCCUGUUGGACUUUACCAGCUAAUCUUGAUGGACACUUAAAGCACAUGCUACACCCGUUGGACUUUACCAGCUGAUCUUGAUGGACACUUAAAGCACAUGCUACACCUGUUGGACUUUACAAGCUGAUCUUGGUGGACACUUAAAGCACAUGCUACACCUGUUGGACUUUACCAGCCAAUCUUGAUGGACACUUAAAGCACAUGCUACACCUGUUGGACUUUACCAGCCAAUCUUGAUGGACACUUAAAGCACAUGCUACACCUGUUGGACUUUACCAGCUAAUCUUGGUGGACACUUAAAGCACAUGCUACACCUGUUGGACUUUACCAGCUAAUCUUGGUGGACACUUAAAGCACAUGC
Messenger RNA from Dreissena polymorpha, 6838 nucleotides. RefSeq names its product adhesion G protein-coupled receptor A3-like. Bases 739 to 5742 code for a protein of 1667 amino acids. The transcript has 19 exons. The record is from RefSeq and is a predicted model, not a curated record. Gene Ontology annotation, biological process: cell surface receptor signaling pathway; G protein-coupled receptor signaling pathway. NCBI's taxonomy places the organism in Eukaryota, Metazoa, Mollusca, Bivalvia, Myida, Dreissenidae. Gene Ontology annotation, molecular function: protein binding; G protein-coupled receptor activity. Gene Ontology annotation, cellular component: plasma membrane.